AUGCCUAUUUUCCAAUAUCUGGACCAUCAACGGUCCAAUGACCUAUGGUCUGAUGACCAAACCUCAAGUCAACAGACUCAACAUCAGGCCAUGCAUCCCUGGGAGAGCUCUCACACUCCCCCUGCCAGAUUCAGUUCUCCCUCUAGGGACCAAUUUGUUCACCCCGAAGGUCCCUCACCAUUUAACGCAGUCGAUGUAAAUGACCGCGGGGAUUCAAUACAGCGUUUCAAAACUGCUAGCGAUCUGAAAGGCACCUAUCAUCGCUCCACGGAUGCUAGCCACGAAUGUACUCCCUACACCCCGGGACCGGAUCCCGCGAGUAGGGAUCAGCUAAUGGAAACAAGUGAUGCGAGUAAUCAGCUUCCUCCAGAUGAUCAGAACGAGCUGGCAUCUCCCGCCGAUAUUGAGCGCCCUCGCUCGGCCUUACACUCCGGAGACUUCCGAGAAGGCAGCUCUCCGGAUCAGAAUCGACAGCAAAUACCACAGACGUCAGUGCCUAGCUUUGCCAACGAUGUACACUGCUCUCCGCUCAGUUCUUCUCCCACCACGCCCUGGUUCAGCACGCCCGCGUUUCAUGCUCCUUUGCGAGGCCAGGGCUCGUCGCAUCAUUCUACGACUCCAACAGCGCGCUCUCGCGCUCCAUCUCUGGGAUCGUUCUCGUCAAGUUAUAUUCUCAAGGCACCCACAAGUCCACUCGUACAUCAAGCCAACAAUACAGAUUUGGACUUUUCGCCUCGACCGGAAUAUGCUGGCUGUAAUAGCUCCUCAGAUAAAGCCAGCCGCCGCCGGACACUUCCUCCAGAGACUUUCCGGGACAUGCAACUACCUAAUAGCCCCCUUGUGCGAGGGGCACAUUUUCAACCCGACUCCUCGGUGAGAAGAUGGAAUGAGGCUAUGGCGCAUCAGUCCCAGCCACCCAGACGGUCUUUGACCUCGGGCUAUAGCCUUCAACUCGCCUCGUCCGUUCAGACACCGAGUCCUAGAUUCAGACGGCCCUCUAUUGGCUCUGAAAUCUCGUCCAGAGCUUUGGCGCCCAUGGUAGGCUCUUACGAGGAGUCGAUUCUCCGAGGGAGGAUGUCGACGAACCCCUCGAAACCGCUAGACUUCACCGCGCAGAUAGGAGUUCUGGGUAAAGGCAAAUGUAAAGGCAGCCUUAAGUGCCCGCCCCAUGUCACGAUUCCGUUUCCUGCUGUGUUCUACAGUUAUCCCACCUCAGGAUGUGGACGUUCUAUUGCGGACGAUAGUCCGAGCCCAUAUGUGGGCAUGAUUGAUCUUGAUAAUUCCCUUCCUAAGGACACUUCCAGCGAUAGUCGGCGCCGCAAACGUCAUCAAAGCCCUGGGGGCAUGCACAAUGACCAGCACACUCGAACCCCACUGGAAUCAAGGUCGAAUGAUCUAGAAAACCUACGUAAAAUGGAGAAACGGCAAAGGAGGGCCGAGUCGCCUAAAUCUCCGCCGGGCGGAUGUUAUCGAAUCCCACAGCAAGGCCAAUUACAGGUCAUGAUAAAGAACCCGAAUAAGACUGCCGUCAAGCUAUUCCUGGUUCCCUAUGACCUUAGUGAUAUGGAACCGGGGACGAAGACGUUCAUUCGUCAACGAAGCUACUCCGCGGGACCUAUAAUCGAUAUGCCACUGAGCGCGCGGAAGAACUACGGGACUGAUCGUCCUGAGGCGUCUUUGAAUCCCUCGGAAGAUCCAAAAGAUAAGCCGAUUCUCCGUUACUUGAUUCACUUGAACUUAUGCUGCCCUUCCAAGGGCCGUUUCUACUUGCAUUCAAGUAUCCGUGUGGUCUUUGCCAACCGAGUUCCCGACGGUAAGGAAAAGCUACGGAAUGAGAUCCAACUUCCUUACCCCCGCUAUUCUCCCUACAAGGUCUCGCGAGAAGCCCACCAUGCGCACUCGAGUGCCGUAGGAGAGAAGCGGCCUCGGAAGCCAACCCCUGGUCAUCUUACGAUCCCCGAGCUGAACAGCUUCGAGGACAUGUCUUCCCCGGUAUGCUCCUCCCAUUUUCAAUGCAGUCCGUUCACACGGCACAUAUCAUCAACUCGAGAGCAAACCACUAUUCGCAGCGACGAGAACUACAAUGUGCGCGACUCAUCGCCACAUCCUUUACGGCCUCAACCGCCAUUCAAGCGGCACGUCAGCCCGUCACCUUACGCAGAUUCAGCUGAUCUGCGUCACGCUAAAGGUGGGCUGUACAGCAAGCUCCAUAAGGGCGACAACGGCUACGGUGGAUAUCCGUCCAGUUUCGCCGGCGGAACUGAAGCCGGCGACAGUCUCCUUGCUCAGAGACUGAGGAGUCUGGACGUACACAAACAUAAGUACCCUCAUCAGCACUGA
Molecule: messenger RNA, 2340 nt
Organism: Aspergillus homomorphus CBS 101889
Lineage: Eukaryota; Fungi; Ascomycota; Eurotiomycetes; Eurotiales; Aspergillaceae
Exons: 2
Coding region: 1-2340 (779 amino acids)
Source: RefSeq, a predicted model, not a curated record